AUGAAUUCUCUCAAGGUUCCCGACGGCGGGUGGAUGCUGGCAGGCUCCGCCGACCAGGACUCUUCGCUGCUACCACAAGCAUUCGUCGUCAACCUGUCUGAUCAUGUUGUGGAGCAGAUGAUCAGGAGUGCCCGUACGGGGGAUGACCUUGAAUUGGAGUUGGGAAAACGACCGAUGUUACACUACGGACCUAAUACGCACCGAAUACCGGCCCCCGAGGAGGAAGUUCCUUUUGACCUCUACCUGACCAAGCCUUUUGAGUCGACUCGUCGUGCUGAGCGAUUGCCACAUGCGGGAUCCGUCUUUAGGAAGCCAAAGUCACCUCGUGUCUCUGAAAAGCAGGCUGUGUCGAGCACGAAAGAAACGGACGUCGGCAAGAAACCUUUGUCUAGUAAAGGCUCAGCGUCUUCUGGGCUUGAUUCAGAUAUUGAAGCCCUGCAAAAUAGGCUGGCAGCCCAUGAUGCCGCCCGCGACCGCGCUCGCGUUGUCGAAAAGCUGCCUACGGGCAAGGGUGCUGCCAAGGCCAAGUCCAAGGUCAAGCCCUUGGCCAAUUAUACAUCUACCCCAAAAUCAAUAACAACUUCACCAGCGCUAAAUGCCACCCGCUCGCCGAACCUCACUCCGCAAGUGUCAGCCUCCCAGCAAGUCAUGGAACGAAAAAGAGAGCAAAGAGUCACACUGGUUCACGAAUUGGCGGUAAUGGAUCGAACGACCGACUAUUUAAAGAAUAAGUGGACUGGCAAGGAAGAAGAUUUCCGGCCAACGUUGGAAAAGAUGGCUGAUUUGAACGACUCUAAAAAAUGGACUAUGAAAAAGUCAUGCUGGAAGGAGCUCGAUGUUUGGAAGUACGAUUACGAUUCCCAAGACGACCGUCAAACAGCAAUUGACAACGCCGUUCGACAAUAUGACAAGCAGCGACUAUCAUCUUCUGAAGUAGAGUGGCAACGAUUAUUGCCCAAGGAAGAACGAGGGAAGGGGAAGUGCUUGAGUCGCUUGCAAGCCAACCUUGCAAAGGGCCCCGCUCAACCAGCACCAAAGAUUAAAGUUGACGGUUCUGGCCCAAAGGAUGACACGGACGGUGCUGAGAAUGAUAAGCCCAAGAAUGGAGGCGAAAGCAUGUCUCGUUCAAACUCGACUUCGUCGCGAACCAAGUCAAACAAGCCCUCGGCUCAGGAGGCCCAGACUAAGAGGCUAUUGGGAAAUUCGAAAUCUACGGCAGCCGCACCAAAGCCAUCUCCUACCAAGGCCAAACCAGCACGCAAGACUGAGAAGCGUGAGCUUUCCGCAGCCAUCAUUGAGAACUCCGACUCGUCUGGGGAUGAGCCACCAAUAAUGAAACCAAAGCCUGUCCCAGCUAAAGCAAAUAAAGCCAAGGACACAGUCAUUGUGAACACCAGACCAUCGGCACCGGCAAGGGAACCUGUCAAGAAGCCACCUGUGAAGCGACCGAGGGAAGAAUCCGACUCGAGCUCCAGCUCCGGCACGCCACUGUCAAAGCGGAUUAAGCCAAAGCAACCGUUGCCUGCCCCCGGCUCUAGGCCGCUUGCCACAAAGAGCAGCCAGCAAUCGCAAGCCCGUGCUGCAUCGACCUCGUUCCGAAGCAAAAACACGAACAAUACGUCUCCAACAAAGUCGUCACCGCUUGCUUCGUCUCCACCCACCAAUGCAUCAGACUUGGAUGAGGAGCUACCGAUGCCCAAGAAGCGAAAGGCAGAUAAAGAGGACAAGCCCAUGUCGGUGAAGCGCCGGGCUGUGCCUUCGGAUGUCUUGAACAAAGCACACAAGUUCAAGACAUACUAUCAGCAAUAUGAGACGUUGCACUACGAGAUUACGGCGCUGGACAACCCACCCCACGAGAAGCUUGCUAGCCUGCUAGAUUUGCGAGACCGACUGCAAAACAUGAAGCGGGAGAUUUACAAGCAGUACUCUCCAGAUCGAGAGUGA
Molecule: messenger RNA, 1944 nt
Organism: Metarhizium robertsii ARSEF 23
Lineage: Eukaryota; Fungi; Ascomycota; Sordariomycetes; Hypocreales; Clavicipitaceae
Product: com1
Exons: 3
Coding region: 1-1944 (647 amino acids)
Source: RefSeq, a predicted model, not a curated record